AUGCGAAGCUGGCAUAGAAACGGUGUUAGAACGGAGUACGAAACUGCUGUGGAGCACGAAGGGGUUGUGGAGGAAUACGAAGCUCGACUGAAGGCCAGGGAGGACAUCAUCGUCUCACUUAGAAAGGAGAGCGAGUGGAUGGUCGAUGAUUUGAGGAGGGCGCGAUGCUUUCUGCCACUCAAGAGGGGCAACCCAUUGGAGAACGUAUUCCGGCAGUCCCAGGAGGACGGCUCCUCCUGGCCUACCUAUCUCGAUCAAUGGGGAGAAAUCCACCAUUGA
Cylicocyclus nassatus is the source of this 279-nucleotide messenger RNA. The record is from the annotation of a GenBank genome assembly. Lineage: Eukaryota; Metazoa; Nematoda; Chromadorea; Rhabditida; Strongylidae.